Messenger RNA from Hyaloscypha bicolor E, 1068 nucleotides. RefSeq names its product NAD(P)-binding protein. Gene Ontology annotation, molecular function: oxidoreductase activity. Lineage: Eukaryota; Fungi; Ascomycota; Leotiomycetes; Helotiales; Hyaloscyphaceae. The transcript has 5 exons. Bases 1 to 1068 code for a protein of 355 amino acids. The record is from RefSeq and is a predicted model, not a curated record.
AUGGCGCUUAACGGGAACACCUCGACAGCGAUCCCUAAGACAAUGAAGGCCUGGUCCGUGGAGGGCACGAACGGUUUCGACAGCUUGACCUUCCACGCCGAGGCUCCCCUCCCCAAGCCGUCCGACUACGAGGUGCUAGUCAAGUUCCACGCCGUGUCACUGAACUACCGUGAUCUUCUUAUUCCGAAAGGACAAUACCCUUUCCCCUGCUCCCCUUCCAUGACCCCCCUCUCGGACGGCUCCGGCACCAUCCUCCAAUGCGGUCCAAAAGUAACCCGCUUCGCACCCGGCGACAAAGUCUGCACGCUCUUCCACCAAUCGCACCUUGGCGGUCCGCUCUCGCCUCCCCAUCUGGCCUCGGGUCUCGGCUCCGCUGUCCACGGCACUCUACGUCAAUACGGGACCUUCAACGAGAACGGUCUCGUCUCCAUGCCAGGGAAUCUGGGGUUCAGGGAGGCGGCCAGCUUGAGUUGUGCGGGUGUUACGGCUUGGAAUGCUCUCUAUGGGGUAGAGGGGAAGCAGGUGAAGCCGGGGAAUUGGGUGCUGACUAUGGGCACGGGGGGAGUGAGUUGUCUGGCGGUGCAGUUCGCCAAAGCUGCAGGAGCUAAAGUGAUAUCGACAACUUCGAAUCCUUGGAAAGUAGAUCUCUUGAGGAAGUUAGGAGCAGAUCAUGUUAUCAAUUACCGAGAGAUUGAUAAUUGGGGUGAGGAAGCGAAGAGGAUCACGGGUGGGGGAGGAGUGGAUUUUGUAGUUGAGGUGGGGGGACCGAGUACCUUUGCGCAAAGUCUCAAAAGUGUGAAAAUAGGUGGAUGCGUGACGGCAAUAGGGUUCGUCGGGGGGCCGGUAGCUGGUGCUAGUUUCUUGGAUAUCCUAGGCGCCCUGUGUACGGUGAGGUCUAUCUUAGUAGGCAGCAGAGACAUGUUCGAGGAGAUGAACAGGGCGAUUGAGCGCGCAAAUAUCAAGCCCCACGUAGAUGAAAAUCAUUUCACUCUGGAGCAAGCGAAGGAGGCGUACGAGUAUAUGUGGACGCAGAAGCAUUUUGGGAAGGUGGUUAUUAGUAUCGAUUGA